AUGUCCUUCCUUCAUCGCCGGCGGAAUCGUGCACGACGUCUCUCUUUGUAUCUUGCAUCGAAGUCACGAGUGCCGCGCUCCCUUCAUUCUCUCUCUACCUCUCUACCUCUCUCUCCUCGGAUCGCCAACCUAGUUCGCAUUACCGUCUGCAUUCUGCCUGGCCUGUUAUUUCUCAUGGAUAGUCUAGCGAUUGAGCUGAGCGGGUUGAUUGAGCUUCCUGAGUCGUGUCUUUUGGCGUUAGUUGCUGCAAUGUUUUCGCGGCCACGGUCCGGGGUCGCCUCCACUCAUUUAGGCCCCCAUUGA
Molecule: messenger RNA, 303 nt
Organism: Aspergillus luchuensis
Lineage: Eukaryota; Fungi; Ascomycota; Eurotiomycetes; Eurotiales; Aspergillaceae
Exons: 1
Coding region: 1-303 (100 amino acids)
Source: RefSeq, a predicted model, not a curated record